AUGUCUGGAUCCCUGCAGGAUCCCCAGAACCCAUCAUCCCCGCAUGGGACGGGGAACAACAAGAUCGACGAUGCCCUCGAUAUCAGCAUCAUCGUGUUCAUGGCCAUCGCCUUGUACAAUGCCCUCGAACUAGCAAUUCUCAUCCCGCUAUCCUUUCACCGCUAUCGCAGCCUCUACUUUUGGUCUCUGUUGACAUCCGCCGUCCUCGGCGUGGCUCCCCAGUCGAUUGCGGGAGGGUUGCAAUACUUCAAUCUGGAGCCACUCAGCGCGAGCGUCGUCGUGCAGAAUGUUGCAUGGAUCCUGAUGGUACCCAACCAGUCUGUGGUUCUCUACUCACGACUACACUUGGUGUCGCAAAAUACGACGAUACUGAAGACCGUGCGGUGGCUGAUCGUGCUGAGCCUGGUCGUGAUAGUCGUCCCGACUAUCGUGUUGAAUGCGGGUUGGAGUUACAACCCCGAGUCUCCUAGUUGGAGUCGCGGGUACUUUGCCAUGGAGCGCAUUCAAGUGACCUGGUUUACCGCGCAGGAAUGUUUUAUCUCGGGGAUAUAUAUCUGGAAUACGACGCGGUUGAUUCGAUUGAGUCCGACUGGAGAUGCGAAACGGCAUAAAAUUCUGUCCGAAUUGCUGGCCGUCAACGUCGUCGUUAUUAUCAUGGACUUGGCCCUGGUGAUUCUCCAGUAUUUGAACUACUAUUUUACGCAGGUGAUUUUCAAAGCGACAGUUUAUAGUGUCAAGUUGAAGCUUGAAUUUGCCGUGUUGGGCAUGCUGGUUUCAAUUGUACAUAGGCGAGAUUCGGAUGAGAGUUUCUGGCGGACUGAUGAAAUGAUCGCGAAUCCUUCAUGA
This is a messenger RNA of Penicillium cataractarum, 846 nucleotides long. RefSeq lists its product as uncharacterized. Lineage: Eukaryota; Fungi; Ascomycota; Eurotiomycetes; Eurotiales; Aspergillaceae. The record is from RefSeq and is a predicted model, not a curated record. The coding region runs from base 1 to 846 and encodes 281 amino acids. The transcript has a single exon.